Molecule: messenger RNA, 1008 nt
Organism: Stomoxys calcitrans (stable fly)
Lineage: Eukaryota; Metazoa; Arthropoda; Insecta; Diptera; Muscidae
Exons: 2
Source: RefSeq, a predicted model, not a curated record
UAUCUAUCGCGUACAUUCACAUAUAUUUCCACCACCACACCCAUUCACACAUGUUGCACCCAAACAGGAUCAAGUCUUAAGCCUGGUCCCGAACUUAACAUAUUCUCGGCGGGCUCAUCCAAUCCCACGCUAAACACUCAUGCUUAUAUCAAUCACAAUGGCAACGGUGCCAACUCUAAUGGUGGCGGAGGCGGUGGCGGCAAUGGGUCACCGAAUGGCGGUGGCAAUGGCCAAAAUGGGGGCUCCAACAAUGGUGGCAAUGGCAACAAUCCGGCGAUUAUUGAUCCCCACUAUGUGUUUGGGGCGCCACAGUCGGUGCCCAUUUUGCCCAAUCUGCCCAUAUUCCCCUAUAACUCACCAACUGUAGCACCUGCUUUUCAACAAUUUCCUCAACCCAAUCAUCCAGGUAGCGUACUUAAUCCCGGCCGUCCCCAAAAUGGCAUGCAGCCGCUGAAUCCCUACAACUCGCCCUUCGUCUUUGGUCAACAGCCCUUCUACAAUGCACCAGGCGGUACUGGCGGCCCACCCGGCGGCAGCAGUGGCAUCUUGGGCGGCAGCGGCGGUGGCUUGGCCCCUUAUCCAGGCGGCUAUCCAAGUCCCAAUAGUUAUAACAAACCCCCACCACAAUAUCAAAAUCAGAAUCCCUACAAUCGUCAGACACAGACGCAUGCCCACAGUGGCAGCAUUACGAUGCAUGGUUCCAUGGCAAGCGCCGUUUGUAAAUUGACCCUGACUCUCACCGUGGUGGGAGUAUUGCUUGGCAAAAUGAUGCACAUCAGCACGUAAUAUUUUUAAUAUAUUUUUUCUUUUUAUUUCCUUUCACAUUGGUUGUUAUUUUGAGCUAAUUAUUUGAAUUUUGUUAAAAUUAUAUAGAGAAACAGAAAAUGAAACGAAACACGAAACACAAAACACGUGAAAACGAUAACUACCACAAAAAAAAGCUGAAUAUUAUACAUACUACAAAAAAAAAUAAAUAUUUUUUUUCUCAGUUACGAGUUUCAAUUUUAA